AUGCGACUGUUGCAGUGGAAUCCUUUCGACAACGGCUACGAUGUUAUGCUGCACAGCCAGGUUGCGUACGACGGUUUGCUAAUGACUUGCAAGGCCAAGGCAGAGUCUGUUCCAUUUUCCCUUUUCAAGGUGGAGCCUUUGGGACAGAGGAAUGUGUGGGUCGUCACGGUGCACAUGUACAACCCGUAUGUGAGCGACGCAGCAGUGGCUAUUUUUCUGGGAAGGUAUGGGAAGGUGGACAAACCGGUGAAAUACCUGAGGACAAUUACGUGUCGCUCUUUUGGACAUUUGGCGGCUGGCUGCACGCUGAUCCGGAACUGUGGAGGGGAGGGACAUGGAGCAACCUCAUGCAGUGCACCAAAAACCUGCAAUGGGUAUGGAAAAACAGGCCACCUUUUUCGGGUCUGCCCUUCUAGUGGCCGCACGUAUGCAGCUGUGGCAGGGGAGAGUCUGGGCCCAAACCUGGGACCUUUGGUGGAGGAACUGCAGGAGGUCCAGGGGGUGGAGGGUGACUUCCCAGCAGGAAGGCUGCUGAAGCUGAUCCAGGGUCCUGGGCGGACUGGGAGAGGAGUUCGGACAGUGGGGAGUCAGCCGGGGCUGUUACUGGAGGGGCGAGGAGGAGAAGGACGUCCUCAGGAGGGGAUCAGCCAGAACUGUCGCCAGAGCCUGGUCAGCCAGGGCAGGAGGAUAAAGUGGAUGCGGGCCGGACAACAUGCAGAGGCUCAACCCAAUGGGGCCCCUUUGUUGCUGUCGGGCCGCUAUGACAUCCUCACCGGGGAUUCGGGAGAAGGGGAGUCCAGUGGACCGGUGGCUGUAAAGGCUGGUCCUGUGGAGGGCUCCAACAUG
Messenger RNA from Menidia menidia (Atlantic silverside), 846 nucleotides. The record is from the annotation of a GenBank genome assembly. Lineage: Eukaryota; Metazoa; Chordata; Actinopteri; Atheriniformes; Atherinopsidae.